Molecule: messenger RNA, 987 nt
Organism: Ostrea edulis (European flat oyster)
Lineage: Eukaryota; Metazoa; Mollusca; Bivalvia; Ostreida; Ostreidae
Exons: 4
Coding region: 151-606 (151 amino acids)
Molecular function (GO): calcium ion binding
Source: RefSeq, a predicted model, not a curated record
UUUUUAGCACGAUUGCGGACUUCAAUAGAAGCGAUUUAAACAUACUGUUAAAUACUGUACUUUGAAACUGUUUUUUAAAACAACUUCGACUGUACACUGAUAUUGAAAAAAAAUUUUCAGCUUUAGCAGUAGUUGUGGAAACAUUGUAAAAUGGCAGAGCCUACAAAAGAAGAGAAAGACGCAAAAGAAAUUAAACGAUCUUUUGAACUCCUCGAUGUCAAUAAUGAUGGGCGAAUAUCAGUGUCUGAAGUUAUCAGGGGGACCCAGGUUCAUGGACUGAAUCCAACGAGCAAAGAGGCCGAUGAAAUGAUAUCUGAACUAGACAUCAGUGGAAAUGGCUAUGUUGAAUUCGAAGAAUACGAAAAGUUUAUGAAAAAGGAACUUAAAAAACUGGAUUAUGAGGAAACCCUGUUUUUGAACGCUUUUAAAAAAUUUGACAAAGACGGCAAUGGAUUUGUGUCAUUUGAAGAAUUGAAGAAAGCUCUCUGUGGUUCGGGUGACAGGAUGUCAGACGAUGACGUCAGGUAUUUCUUUGAGGAAGCAGAUCUCAACAACGACGGGAAAAUAGACUACAAAGAAUUCGUAAAAUGGUUUUCAACCAUGUAAAUAUCAGACAGUGGCGCUUCAAGAUCCAUCAAAGCGAAUGUGGGCCUAUGGAAUUUACGUGUGCGCGGUAUUCUUUGUAAAACAUCUUGAAUAUAUAUUCAAUGUAAUAUAUGAAUUGUAUGUGUAAUGUAUUGUUCUCGGUCUCUCUCAAUUGUUGUUGAAUAUUUUCUUGUACAUCUUCCAUUAUCAGUACAGCUACAUGACCAUUAAAUUGUUUCUAUUUACCAAAAAUGUUUUGUCAAUAUUUAAACCCUUCAAGAGGCCUGUUAUCUGAUUAGAGACUAUCUUGUGACUUAAAGAUAAGGUGCUUUGUUUAGCAUUACAUGCAUGAUUCCAGUUAUUGAUAACAUUUGUAUUACAUGCUGAUAUAGCUACAAGUAU